AUGGUCGAGGAAAAGGAUAGUCCAGAUGACGGCCAUUCGAGAACGCUCGAGGCCAAUUAUCCUCGAAGUCCAGUGUCAGACGAAGAGUCUACGAUCGUCGACGAACACAAUGACCUCGCUCAGGUCCCCACAAAUGCCAGCGCAGUAGCACGUACGCUCUCUGUAGUGCGCACGCGUGAGUCUGGGAAGGAUAUCGGCCCACCGCCGGAUGGGGGCUUCCAAGCCUGGCUCCAGGUCGCUCUGGGACAUAUGAUCAUCUUCAACACCUGGGGCUACAUCAACAGCUUUGGCGUCUUCCAAACGUACUAUACCACGGAGUUGAACCGCUCUCCUUCGGACAUCUCAUGGGUGGGAAGUAUUCAAAUCUUCCUGCUCUUCUUCAUCGGGACGUUUUCUGGGCGCGCGACAGAUGCAGGAUAUUUUCGGUUCACUCUGACUGUCGGAGCCACGCUGGAGGUUUUCAGUAUCUUCAUGACCUCGCUGUGCACUGAAUACUGGCAGCUCUUCCUGGCCCAGGGUCUAGGACAGGGUAUAGGAUGUGGUCUUAUGUUUUGCCCGACGUUGGCAUUGAUCUCCACCUACUUCGUCAAGAAUCGUGGUAUUGCCAUCGGUCUUGUUGCUUCAGGAUCGGCUACCGGCGGUCUGGUCUUCCCAGCAGUCGUUAUGCGCAUGUUACCGGAAGUCGGAUAUGGAUGGACAAUGCGAACGCUAGGCUUCAUCACGAUGGCCACCUUGAUCCCCUGUCUGCUAUUCUUCAAGCAGCGACUACCGCCCCGCACCACCGGGCCGCUCGUGGAGUGGGCCGCGUUCAAGGAGAUGCCCUACCUACUCUUCGCUGUGGGCAUGUUCCUUAAUUUCUGGGGUCUAUACGUUGCCUUCUUCUACAUCGGCAGCUUCAGUCGCAACAUCAUCGGUGUAUCCGAGACAACCUCCAUCUAUCUGCUCAUGAUCAUGAACGGAGUCGGCAUCCUGGGCCGACUGGUGCCCAACCUGCUCGCCGAUCAAUUCACAGGACCGCUGAAUCUGCUGAUCCCCUUCAGCUGUGCGACUGCAAUUGUGGCCUAUUGCUGGCCAGCCGUACACGACAUGCCGAGCCUGUAUGCGUUUGCAGUGUUCUAUGGUCUUUUCGCGGCGGGCAUUCAGUCCUUGUUCCCCGCCACGCUGAGCACGUUGACCACGGACUUGAAGAAGAUCGGUGUGCGAAUGGGCAUGGUGCUCAGUAUUGUGGCAGUGGCAGCUCUUAUUGGAUCGCCUAUUGCAGGUGUCCUGAUCUCGACGGACGGUGGCGAGUACCUUUAUGCGCAGAUGUUCAUGGGCAGUGCGAUCAUCGCAGGCACCGUGGUUUUGAUCGGAGCGCGAGUGACCAAGGUGGGCUCGGGCCUUGCGCGAGUGUAA
Penicillium atrosanguineum is the source of this 1395-nucleotide messenger RNA. RefSeq names its product putative MFS monocarboxylate transporter. The record is from RefSeq and is a predicted model, not a curated record. Gene Ontology annotation, biological process: transmembrane transport. Bases 1 to 1395 code for a protein of 464 amino acids. Lineage: Eukaryota; Fungi; Ascomycota; Eurotiomycetes; Eurotiales; Aspergillaceae. The transcript has a single exon. Gene Ontology annotation, cellular component: fungal-type vacuole membrane. Gene Ontology annotation, molecular function: transmembrane transporter activity.